ACCCGGAAGUGGCGAGCGAGCGGCGGGACCGGCGGCGAUGAGCGGCGGGGCUGAGGCCGGGGCCGAGCGGGUCCGCAUCGUGGUGGAGUACUGUGAGCCCUGUGGCUUCGAGGCCACCUACCAGGAGCUGGCAAGUGCUGUGAAGGAGGAGUACCCCGACAUCGAGAUUGAGCCCAGGCUGGGGGGCACAGGUGCCUUUGAGAUCGAGAUCAACGGGCAGUUGGUCUUCUCCAAGCUGGAGAACGGAGGCUUCCCCUAUGAGAAGGAUCUGAUCGAGGCGAUUCGCAGAGCCAGGAAUGGGGAACCCCUGGAGAAAAUCACCAACAGUCGCCCCCCCUGUGUCAUUCUGUAGCCCUGGGCCCAGUUGGGAACUCCUGUCCCCCCCAGCCUUCCCCCUGCUUCACUCCUCACUGCCUCUGGGACCUCCCAGCACCCCCCGGGACUGACUGGGGACACUGGGGGGAGUGUAAGGAACCCCCAGGGAAUGCCACCACGGCACUGGGAGGGGCAGAGCUGUGGUACUGGUGUCACUGGGUCGGCUCUGCCACCACUCUGCUGUGCCUGACCUACUGGGGGGCAGGGGGUGCUCCCCUGCCUUUGCCUUCCCCUCUUCCCCGCAGUGCAGGGGCUGGGGGCUUCCCCUUUGCUGGGGGUUUGGGACACCCCCUCACCCCUAUCCCCCCCCCAGGAAGGCUCUGCCCAGCCCCAGGGGGUGGGGGGCCGGGCUGGGGGCAGGGGCAACGUGUCAGCUCCAGGUUUCCCAGCAGAGGGAAGGUGGUGGCUGUGCCCCUGACCCGUUAACCAUUAACAUCUCUCCUGUCACUGUUUAAUCGGGCUGUGGGGACCCUGAUGGGCUCUGUCCCCAUGCCCAGGGGGUGUCUAACAGCCAGCAGUGUCCCACCCCCCACCUCUUUUCCCAGGCUCUGGGCUCUUGAUAAUGCUGCUCUGGGUCGUCCCCCCACAACCCUGAGGCAGCUGAGGGAGGGGUCCCACUCCCCCUCCCCCCUAUUUAUUCUAUACUGUGUAUAAACCCAACAGCCCAGUGCUGAAUAAAGGAUGGAAGA
Calypte anna (Anna's hummingbird) is the source of this 1064-nucleotide messenger RNA. RefSeq names its product migration and invasion enhancer 1 (gene MIEN1). The coding region runs from base 38 to 352 and encodes 104 amino acids. The transcript has 4 exons. The record is from RefSeq and is a predicted model, not a curated record. Gene Ontology annotation, biological process: positive regulation of filopodium assembly; negative regulation of apoptotic process. NCBI's taxonomy places the organism in Eukaryota, Metazoa, Chordata, Aves, Apodiformes, Trochilidae.